Messenger RNA from Lonchura striata (white-rumped munia), 1282 nucleotides. NCBI's taxonomy places the organism in Eukaryota, Metazoa, Chordata, Aves, Passeriformes, Estrildidae. The record is from RefSeq and is a predicted model, not a curated record.
AUGGACAGGAACAUGAAGGAGAACCACGCUGCCUGCCCCGGCCGCGCCGCCAAGGUAGACCGCGUCUCCAAUCCCAUCGGGGAUGCCCCCAGACGUGUCCCCGUGUCGCAGCACUCAGCCCCGAGCCGCUCACUGACCACUGGAGCUCCAGCCCGAGUUCUGUGUCCCGCAAACUUUGCCCAGCGAGUCCCCGCACAACCCCAAAAACCUGUUCUGUCCACCCAAAAACAACCCAGCAACCAACCAGCUCAGCAGCUCCAACCCAAAGUGCCCCAGCAGGCUGCUGUGAGACCUCAGGCUGCAAGCAAGGGCAGUGAGAAACCUCCCCAGGCUGCAGCACCUGCACAAAACCCUGAAGCAGAAAGCACCUCUAAACAGAAAACUGAAGAGACCAAGAAGAAAAGUGAAGAGACUAAAAAAAGGCAAUGGUCCCUCGAUGAUUUUGAAAUUGGUCGUCCUCUGGGGAAAGGAAAAUUUGGGAAUGUGUACCUGGCACGUGAAAAACAGAGCAAAUUUAUUCUCGCCCUGAAAGUGCUCUUUAAAACACAGCUUGAGGAAGCUGGUGUAGAACAUCAACUACGAAGAGAAGUGGAAAUACAGUCUCAUCUUAGGCACCCCAACAUUCUCAGAUUAUAUGGCUACUUCCAUGAUGUGACAAGAGUCUACCUGAUCCUGGAGCACGCACCUCGUGGGGAGGUCUACAGGGAGCUUCAGAGGCUCAGCAAGUUUGAUGAGCAAAGAACUGCUACUUACAUCACAGAACUUGCAGAUGCCCUCUCGUACUGUCACUCCAAGCGUGUGAUCCACAGAGACAUCAAGCCAGAGAAUUUGCUGCUAGGAUCCAAUGGAGAGUUAAAAAUUGCUGACUUUGGGUGGUCUGUGCAUGCUCCAUCUUCUAGGAGAACAACUCUCUGUGGGACACUUGACUACCUGCCUCCUGAAAUGAUUGAGGGAAGAACACAUGAUGAAAAGGUGGAUAUUUGGAGUCUGGGAGUUCUGUGCUUUGAGUUCCUUGUAGGAAAACCACCUUUUGAAACAGAAACCUAUCAAGAAACCUACAGAGCUAUUUCCAGGGUGGAAUUCAAGUUUCCUCCAUUUGUAACAGAAGGUGCAAGGGAUUUAAUUUCCAGGCUCCUGAAGCACAACCCCUUCCAUCGCCUGCCCCUGAAGGAUGUGCUUCUCCAUCCCUGGAUCACAGCAAACUCUACCAAGAUUCCCACCAGCAGGAAGAGUGAUGCUGCUGCCCCAUCCAAAACAUAGUUUUAGGAGGGUGACUUGUGGG